Molecule: messenger RNA, 3149 nt
Organism: Cuscuta campestris
Lineage: Eukaryota; Viridiplantae; Streptophyta; Magnoliopsida; Solanales; Convolvulaceae
Source: the annotation of a GenBank genome assembly
GAAAUAAGAAGAUACCCAAAAAAACAAUGGAUUUCUUGAAGAACAACGCGGCGGAAGAGGCGCGGUGCCAGACGGCGAUGACCGUGAAGAUGGCGUCGAUAGCCGUCUACGCCCUGGGCUUCUUCCUCGCCAUGGUCCUCUGCAACUUCGUCCACUUCCUCCUCCGCCCUCUCUCUCAACCCCGCAUCGUUUCCGAAGCCAUGGUAGGGUUGUUUCUGAGUAAUCUCCCGCCUGUACGCAGGUCUUUAGACGACGACGAGAUCCACGAAACCUUAAACUAUAUUGUCGACGCGAUUAUGAUCUGUCACAUGUUCGUCGUGGGCCUAGAGAUCGACCCGAACAUUUUCCUCCACCUCCACCUCCCGGAGACGAAGGUGGCGUAUUCCGGCGUCCUCUUCGCCUUCGUCCUCUCCAACUUCCUCGUCCCCCUCCUCAAGAUCUCGACUGCCUCCGACAUCAUCUUCAACGUCUGCCUCUCCCUCAUCCUCUCCGCCACCGCGUCCCCGCUCCUCACCCGCCUCAUCACCGACCUCAAGAUCGGGAAAUCCGACAUCGGCCGCUUCGUCGUGGCGGCCGGGGUCCACUCCGACGUCGUCUCCACGUUGCUCAUAUCCGUCGGGUACAUCGUGUUCGACCCGCUCAACAACUUCGAGACCCGUGACGCGAGGAGCGUCGCGAAGAUGAUGACCACCCUCAUGUUCCAGACGGUCCUCGCGUCGCGGGUGGUUCCCCUCGUCAUGAAUUGGGUGAACCACGAGAACCCGGAGGGGAAAUCCAUGAAGGGGUCCCACCUGGUGGUCGCCAUCGCCUUCGUUGUCAUUGUCUGCAGCAUUUCGCCGACGUUCGGGGGGUUCAAUAAGGUCCUCGCCGCAUUCCUCGCCGGACUUUUCAUGCCCCGGGAGGGAAGGAUAUCGAAGAUGAUGAUAACAAAGGUUAACUAUGUUUUCACGACCAUUUUCUACCCGCUGUUUUUCUUGUGGGUGGGGACAUCGGCUCAGCUCCAUCAGUUUGGGGCUUCUCAUUGGCAAACCUGGGUGAACAUAAUUGUGUUGUUCUUGAUUUCAACCGUCGGAAAAGUUCUUGGGUGUUUGGUCUCCGGCGUGAUAUUGGGUUUUAAUUGGCCGGAAUCUGUCGCAAUCGGUUUGCUUCUCAACAUCAAGGGCCAUUUCCAAGUCUUCUUAGCCAUUGUUGCCUCAGUUAUGAAAUUCACGAGCGUCUCAUUUGGGUUGUCGACGGUGUUCGUCAGCUUUCUAACGAUAGUCUACACCCCAUUGGUGGUGGCGAAGAUCAUAAAGUGGGCCCGGAAGCGGUCCCCGACGCAAAGAAUGGCCCUCCAGUGGCUGAACGCGGCGGACGAGCUCCGGAUCCUCCUCUGCCUGCGUGGCAAGCAGAACGUGUCGUGCGCGAUCAACCUGAUGGAGAUCUCGCGCGGUGCGCCCGACCCGGGGAUCAUGAUCUACCUGACCGACAUGAUCGAGCUGACCGACCGGGUGGCCGCCACCGUGACCAGCGGGAACACCGACGUGGUCACGGUCACGGACCCGGAGGUGGUCCAGAUGAGGGAGGAGAUCAAGUGUUCCGUGGAGGAGUACAUUUCCGAGCUGGGGAACAGCGAGGGCAUAAAGGUCAAACAAAUGAUGGCGCUGUCCACACUGAACAGCAUGCACCAGGAUGUUUGUAUCCUCGCCGAGGACCUUAUGGUCCAUUUGAUCGUGAUGCCGUUUCACAAGAACCCCACGCCGGACGGGAAGCUCGACGUGGGCCACGCCGGGUUCCGCCACGUCAACCGGAAGGUUCUGAGGCACGCUCCGUGUUCCGUGGGAAUCCUUGUGGACCGAGGGCUGGGCGCGACGUUGUUGGUUGCUGGAUCGAAGCUGCACGCCGCCGUCAUCUUCAUCGGCGGUAAAGAUGAUAGGGAGGCUCUAUCAUAUGCAGGGCGGGUGGCGAAACAUCCGGAUGUGAAGCUGACGGUGAUAAGGUUUUUGCUGGAGGCGACGGGCCGGGACGGCGACAGCGUGGCGUCGAGGAUAAACAAAGCGAAGGCCAACACGGCGGAGCACCAGGAGGAGAUGAAGCAGGACGACGAGUGCUUCGCGCAGUUCUACGACCGGCACGUGGCGGGAGGGCGGGUGGCGUACCGGGAGAAGUACCUGGUGAACUCCGGGCAGACGUUCUCGACGCUACGGUCACUGGAGGGGCAGUACCAGCUGUUCAUCGUGGGGAGGGGCGGCGGGAGGGUCAACUCGGUGUUGACGGUGGGGAUGAACGACUGGCAAGAGUGCCCGGAGCUGGGCCUCGUCGGAGAUAUUCUCUCCGCCUCCGCCUCCGCCUCUGUUUUGAUAAUCCAGCAACAUAGCUUUAAGGGAGAACUUGAUGGUGUUCAAGAUGAAUUCUCCAUCAUGUGAACCUACCUAUUUUUUUUUUUUCAAUUUUUCCGACUGUGAAGUCCAUUAAAUAUACUCCCUCCGUCUCUAAAUAAAGUUUCUCUUUUGUUUUUUCUUUGUCCCUAAAUAAACUUCUCUUUUCCCUUAAAAAACCACUUUUACCCCUUACUUUUUCAUACCCUACCUAUCACAUCAUACCUUUUUACUAAUAAUCUACCUAUCACAUCUUACUUUAACACAUCACAUCAAGGGUACCUACAUGUAAACAAAAUUAAGCAAUUUACACAAAACCCUAACCAUAAAUUCAUUAGAGUUUAGAAGAGAAGAACCCCAACAUAAUAAUUAAGCUUGAUAAAAAGAGGCAAAGUACUUAGAUAAAUUAAAGGCUGCGUUUGGCAUAAGUUUAAAAAAUCAAUCUGAUCUACACCUUGAAAGUAUUAUUCAAAUCGUUGUUCCCAAACAUAACGGAAUAGCUAGAGUACACCAUUAGAUAUAUGGAUUGAGAGGAAUGAAGCCUGGUCCGAUGCCGAGUUCACUCAACGAUACAGUCCAUCAUCAUCCCGAACGAGUGAGGAAGACGACGAUGUCGUACGAGGAACGCCGCAUCGAGCCAGCCAACAUUCCCCUCAACCUCUUAUAUAUCUCCGCCGUCUUCUUCAACUGCUCCGGCCGCCACCAGACCAUUAUAUUUAUACAUACUGUACUGUGUAUACACACACGACAAAACCCUAAAAUAUACAAACCUAAGAAAAUGAUGAUUUUGUG